Toxorhynchites rutilus septentrionalis is the source of this 2609-nucleotide messenger RNA. RefSeq names its product probable ATP-dependent RNA helicase DDX10. NCBI's taxonomy places the organism in Eukaryota, Metazoa, Arthropoda, Insecta, Diptera, Culicidae. The coding region runs from base 69 to 2198 and encodes 709 amino acids. The transcript is spliced from 2 exons. Gene Ontology annotation, biological process: rRNA processing. The record is from RefSeq and is a predicted model, not a curated record. Gene Ontology annotation, molecular function: ATP binding; nucleic acid binding; RNA helicase activity. Gene Ontology annotation, cellular component: nucleus.
GCCGGAUAGUCAAUAACAUAAACAGUGUUCAUUAGAAAAGUGUUCAAAGAGCCUACAUUCCUAUAAAAAUGGCCAAAUUCAAAAUUAAAACAAAAUCGCCUGCGUCCAAUGUUCCAAAGACGACCAAUGGAAAGCCUAAAGAAGGCAAGAAGCCAAAUAAGUUCAAGUUUUCUGUUAAGAAUGAAGACGCCGAGAUAGCGCAGCUAACUGAGCGCUAUUCGACGGUGAAAAUUGAAGAGAACUGCAGUUUCUCUGAUUUUCCGUUAUCGAAGAAAACAUUACAAGGAUUAACCCAGGGACAGUACAAAAAACCAACGGCUAUACAGCGCGAAUCGAUUCUGCCGGCACUUCAGGGGAAGGAUAUUCUGGCAGCUGCCAAAACAGGUAGUGGAAAGACCCUUGCUUUUCUUAUUCCAGUUUUCGAGCAUUUAUACAUAAACCGAUGGACCCGUCUCGAUGGAUUAGGUGCUCUGAUUAUAACACCUACUAGGGAACUAGCUUUGCAGAUAUUUGAGACGGUAGCAAAAAUUGGCAAACUUCAUGAUUUUACAACUGGGCUGAUUAUUGGUGGACAGAAUCUGAAAUUUGAAACAAAACGUCUGCAUCAGCUAAACAUUAUAAUAUGUACGCCUGGCCGAUUGCUGCAACACAUGGAUCAGAACCCACUGUUCGAUUGUACAAAUUUUAAGAUGUUAGUUCUGGAUGAAGCAGAUCGCUGCUUGGAUAUGGGCUUUGAAACAGCAAUGAACGCCAUCAUUGGGAAUUUACCGAUAACCAGACAAACUUUGCUAUUUUCUGCCACUCAAACUAAAUCGGUGAAGGACUUAGCACGUUUGAACAUGAAGGACCCCGUUUAUGUAGCCCCUCAUGAGAAGGAACAGUACACAACACCCAAUCGAUUACAGCAGAAUUACGUGGUGCUUGAACUUGGCGACAAGCUUAUGAUGCUUUGGUCAUUCUUAAAGGCCCACAGCAAGCAGAAAAUCAUCGUAUUUUUUGCGACAUGUAAACAGGUGAAAUAUUUCUAUCAAAUUUUUCGUAAGCUGCGACCAAACAUACUGCUGCUACCUUUGUAUGGUGGCAUGAACCAGGAAAAACGCAACAAUAUUUAUGGAGAAUUUUGCACGCGCAACAAUGUGUGUCUUAUGGCAACCGACAUCGCAUCGCGAGGUCUGGACUUUCCGAAAGUAAACUGGGUGGUGCAGCUAGAUUGUCCCGAAGAUACCACACAAUACAUUCAUCGAGCAGGUCGGACGGCGCGUCUCAAUACCAGCGGAGAGAGCUUGCUAGUGCUGCUGCCACAGGAGGAAGAGGGAGUGGUUGCGAUGUUGGAGAAAACAAAAGUGCCCAUCAAUAAAAUCAGCAUCGAUCAGAAGCAGCUCUUCUCGCCAAUCGUUAAAAUUCAAUCGUUCUUAGCUCAAUCUCCCGAGCUAAAAGAAACUGCAAAACGUGCUUUCAUUGCGUACGUGAAAUCAGUUGCGUUGAUGAAGAAUAAGAAAAUAUUUGACGUGGCUAAACUGGAUCUGGAUUCAUAUGCCAAAUCAUUAGGACUAUUGGUGGCUCCACGCGUAAGAUUUUUAUCGAAAAUAGGCAUUAAGAAUGUUAAGAAUGUGAAAGCAGAUGUUAGCGUAACAAUAGCCGAAGAUGAAGAGGAUAGCGAGGGUGAAUUGUUCACCGUAAAACAGUCCGACAAGCCAGUCUUGGAUCAGGCUCAAUCAACAAGCGAUAGUUGUCCUGUUAGUACACAAGUACAUAAGAAAAAAAUGACUAAAGUCAAGAUUCUGAAAAGAUCGUUGGUAACCAAUAAAAAAAUUACGUUUGAGGAAAGUGGAGAUGCAAACGAGAAUCAUGACGAAGAUGAGGUUUAUGAUAUAGAAAAGGCUCGAGCUCAACUUCGAUUGGUAGAUGCUGCUGACAAAGAACGUUACAAAGAUUUGCGUAAGGCUAAGCGAAUAGCCAAGAAAGAAAAGGGGAAACGAAAGGCCGACGAUGCCGAAAUGGAUGAAUUCCCAAGCGAAGAAGACGACAGCGUCGAUCUCAAUUGGCUGCCAGAUCCGGAUAAAGUGUACAAGAAUGGAGACCAUACGGAAACCGGAAUGAAGGAGCAAGUCCCGAAGAAAAAACGCAAAAUUAUCGAGAAAAUUGAUGAUAUUACACUAACGGAAGCGGAACAACUUGCAAUGAAUCUUCUCCUAUGAUUUUGCACAGAACAUUGUAAACAAUCGUUAACGAUAUAUAUUUCAUACUUUGUGAUGUAACCAGUCUCUCGGAUUUUGUAGUACGUGUGUAAUCUCACCUUCCCUGCUGUCAGGCUUUGGGAAAUUCAUAUAUUCCCAUUUCUGUGGAAGAAAAAAAAAUGAGUUGAAAAAAAUAGAUCAGAGACGACAACUUACCGCUGUUAAUGGAAGUGACAUCAGAAUACUUUCGUAGCGUGCGCCCGGUGUGUAUAACCCAAAUUUCGUUCCACGAUCGUAAAUCAGAUUGAACUCUACAUAGCGUCCUCUUCGCAGUAGCUGCCAUUGUCGUUCCCGAUCUCCGUAGGAUUCAUUUUUAUGCUUUCGCACAAGUGGUAGGUAUGAUGGGAUAACCGAAUGUGCACACGAAGAAAC